CUUUCCUUAGCACUAUGAUCCCGCGUGCACAUCGCGCACUGUCCUACUGACAAAGUGUCUACGGAUCAUAUGGUCAGACACCCUCCGCCACCGGAGACAGUCAUCAGUUGGAUUCUGUGCGAAACGGAACGUGAGGUGUUUGAAUCGUGAAUAUUGUCCCACGCACGAUUCAGAAAGUGUUUGCUGCGGUUCAGUUUCCAAAUCCACCUGAUUGGAUCUUGAACUUGAAGCAGGGCUACUUCUAUCACUUGGUCAACCUUGAUCAUGGAGCGGAUAUUUAGUGGAUACAUCAAGGCGCAUGGAUAUGCGAUCGCGGCAGCUUCCCUAACGUUUGGAUGUAUCUUCGCCGUGAAUGUGAUCCAGCUCGAAAAUUUCCCGCACUCUGCUAGAUUGUUUGAGAUUGACGGCGACGGCGAGGAAGAUGCCAACAGUGACGACGACAUCGAUGUUGAUCGGAUAACUGCCGGAGACACGUACUUCCGAAUGCAACCAAUGGGACAGUUGAUAUUCUCGCUGGCCUGGGUGCUGGCGGGGACGAUCUUCUUGCUGGGGCUUCUGUUCGAGAAGAAAAAGACGAUAAUGCCGUUCGCCACCGUGUUUGCCAUCGAUUGGAGCGUGAUUCUGAUACGACAUCUGACGCGGCUGGAGCAUGUGAGCUUCCAGGAGUUGAUGUUUUCAUCCGGCACAGCUGUAUUAGUUGUUAUUCCCAUGUACGUGGGCUUCACAUUGGCUGCCCUCUACCGAUUGUUCGAUUUACGCGCUCGAGAACGGGCCCGGCAGGUCGAAGAGAACGAAGACUUAGAAAACGGUCGAAAACCGGUCAAAUUCAUCCUGGGUGAUGAGCUGGACGACUCCUGGAUCAGCUAGUCCACGACCAUUUUCCUUUAUGCUUAAGUUUCAGUGUUAACCACUGUUUAGUAUUAACAUCCCUCACUAGUAACAAAACAUGUGAUUUCUCACUUGCUUGUAUAUAUUUUCACUUGUAAGAAAAGGCCAAUUAAAAUCAUCUCAUUGAACUAGA
Messenger RNA from Armigeres subalbatus, 1021 nucleotides. RefSeq lists its product as uncharacterized. The coding region runs from base 265 to 867 and encodes 200 amino acids. The transcript has 3 exons. NCBI's taxonomy places the organism in Eukaryota, Metazoa, Arthropoda, Insecta, Diptera, Culicidae. The record is from RefSeq and is a predicted model, not a curated record.